AUGAAUGGCAUAGGCGACAAGAAUGCUUCCUUACCUGACAACACUGGAGCAACUGGACAAAAGAUCACUCUCCUAGAACUUUUCCAAUCACAGUCUUGUGAUUCUUGCCCGCCCGCCAACGAGACACUCAUCAACUUUGUUUCCAAACCCGGAGCUGAAGCUUCAUAUCUCUUGCUCACAUACCACGUCACGUACUGGAAUCACUUGAGCUGGCGUGAUACGUUCUCAUAUCAGGACUUCGAUGUGAGGCAGCGCGAGUACGUCCGCCGGCGUGGGAAUCCACAAGGCGUCUACACGCCCAUGCUCAUCGUCAAUGGACGUAGCAUGGGCGUCGGGAAUACCAAGGAGGCCGUGACUAGGCUUAUCGCAGAGGGACGACCGGAAGAUUCGAAUAGCGGUCCUUUCCCAAAGGGCCAGGCGAAACUGGGGGUGGAGACCAACCAGUAUGGGGAAAGAGUCGUCAAUGUGGACGCUUCAACUUUGUCCUCGGAAAUGGGAGAGGGAGAUCUCCAUAUCUGGGUUAUCCGAUAUACUCAUUCGCCAAAGGAUGUCCUAGUAACCAGGGGGGAGAAUGCAGGGCGAACACUUCGCCACCGAAAUGUGGUCACCAGUCUGACUAGAAUAGGAUAUCUACAACGUGGGUGUGUUAAACCGUACACCCUACCACCAAAUGAUAAGCCCAAUGGUGAAGGAAGAGCUGUUGUGGUGCAAGAUGGUACAGGUGGGGAAAUUAUGGAUGUUAUCGUGCUAUGA
Molecule: messenger RNA, 753 nt
Organism: Exophiala aquamarina CBS 119918
Lineage: Eukaryota; Fungi; Ascomycota; Eurotiomycetes; Chaetothyriales; Herpotrichiellaceae
Exons: 1
Coding region: 1-753 (250 amino acids)
Source: RefSeq, a predicted model, not a curated record